This is a messenger RNA of Dicentrarchus labrax (European seabass), 3642 nucleotides long. It is a transcript of the gene ano10a, whose product is annotated as anoctamin 10a. The transcript has 15 exons. Gene Ontology annotation, cellular component: plasma membrane. Gene Ontology annotation, molecular function: chloride channel activity. Gene Ontology annotation, biological process: chloride transmembrane transport. Lineage: Eukaryota; Metazoa; Chordata; Actinopteri; Moronidae. The record is from RefSeq and is a predicted model, not a curated record. The coding region runs from base 215 to 2218 and encodes 667 amino acids.
AUAACUGAAGUCCACCGGCGGGUGCAGCAGCAGCCGUCAGACUCCACACUACACAGACAUGUCCUUUAACAUCUAAUCUGACUGUUCAGAGAUCAGCAGGGCCAGCUCCCGCCCCGAGGCUGCUGGAACAAAGCCGUUUCCCCACACACAUACACACACACACACACACACACACACACACACACACGCGGAUCUGGGAGCCCAGGCACAGGGGAUGAUGCUGCAGGGGUCAGUAGACAGCAGUGGCUCCAGGUUCAGUCCUCUGGUGGUGCUGGAGCUGGCCUCAGACACCAAGGAGGAAGCCAUUGCAUGGCUACUGAGCAGGAUAAGAGACAAACAGCAGAAUGGAGGUGCUGAGCUGCUGGUGGAGCAGCUGGGCCCUGGGGCCGGGGCACAGGAGAAGGAAAACCCCAACAUGUUUCUGGUGGGAGCUACGCAGCAGAGGCUGCUCUCCGGUGCUGAGGAGGUGGGGCUCUUCAAGGAGUUCAAUGAUGGAUCCAUGAGAGGCUUCACCUGCGCCAACAAACACAACUUCACAGACUUUAAAGGGGACGGGGACAGCUUCCUUAGCAUGGCUGAGUGUCAGUACAUCAUUAAGCACGAGCUGGACACAUUAAGAGCCAAAGAUGAGACUCAUGUACCAGGACACACCCAGGCCAAGCUCUACCCGGGGAAAUCCAUCAUUCGCAGACUGCAGUCCAAGGGAAUCCUGGUCCAGAUUUUUCCUCUGCACGAACAGGAGGAACUGAAGAGACUGUCUUUUUCUUGGUACAAAAAGGUGAAGUUGUCCUUUCAACCUCUCGAUAACAUCAGACACUAUUAUGGUGAGGGUCUGGCCCUCUACUUUGGCUUCCUGGAAUACUUUACCUUUGCCCUGGUGCCUAUGGCUCUCAUUGGAGUGCCUUACUACGUGUUUGACUGGGAGGACUACGACAAAUAUGUUGUCUUUGCUGUGUUCAACUUGGUCUGGUGCACUGUUAUUUUAGAGUUAUGGAAGCGUUGCAGCGCCUCACUAGCUUACCAAUGGGGCACACUGAGCAGGAAGAAGGCCUUUGAAGAGCCCCGUCCCGGUUUCCACGGCGUCCUUGGGUUCAACCCCGUGACGGGCCGUGAGGAGCCUCUCUACCCCAACGCCAAGAGGCAGCUGCGCAUCUACCUCGUGUCCCUGCCCUUCGUCCUGCUCUGCCUCUACCUGUCCCUCUACGUCAUGAUGAUCUACUUUCAGAUGGAGGGAUGGGCACUGUCAAUCCACGACGAGGACCCCACAUUCUGGACGGGAAUUCUGUUAUUCAUCCCCAGUAUUAUCUACGCUGUGGUCAUAGAGAUUAUGAACCUCAUCUACAGAUACGCUGCUGAGUUCCUCACUGAGUGGGAAAAUCACAGACUAGAGUCUUCAUAUCAGAAUCACCUGGUCCUCAAAGUAUUAGUAUUCAACUUCUUCAACUGUUUCGCCUCACUCUUCUACAUCGCCUUUGUGAUGCAGGACAUGGUGCUGCUCAGACAGAGUCUGGCCACAUUGCUGAUCACCAGUCAGAUCUUGAAUCAGUUCAUGGAGGCCUUCCUGCCUUACUGGCUUCAGAGGAGACGCAACAAGAAGUUGAUCCGCAAAGUCCAGAAGAGACAAACUCUGGGCGACAAAGAGCUUCCUCUGGCCGAGCAGGUCCGACUGGAGGCUGACAUGAGCACGUACCUGGGUACGUUUGACGACUACCUGGAGCUGUUCCUGCUGUUCGGUUACGUCAGUCUGUUCUCCUGCGUCUACCCUCUGGCUGCCGUGCUGGUGGUAUUGAACAACAUCACAGAGGUUUACUCUGAUGCCUUCAAGCUGUGCCGUGUGUUCAAACGACCCUUCUCAGACCCGGCAGCAAACAUAGGAGUCUGGCAGCUCGCCUUUGAGGCCAUGAGUGUGAUAGCUGUUGUGACCAACUGUGCGCUGAUCGGCAUGUCUCCACAAGUCAAGGCUUACUUCCCCGAGUCAGAGACACAGCUCAUACUGUGGACAGUGGCCAUUGAGCAUGGGCUGCUGGCCUUCAAGUUCAUCCUGACCGUCGUCAUCCCAGAUGUCCCCAAACACAUCCAGAUCAAACUGGCCCGCCUGGAGUUUGAGUCUCUGGAGGCUCUCAAGAAAAAGAGACAGGUCCAUGGAGGAAAAUGCUCGAAGCCUCGGAGCUCAGUAAGGGGGUCCAGUGAGGAGGAGAGGAGGGCCUGCAGAUACUGACGGGCCACCGCUUCACGCAGCUUUAACAGAUUUAUUGUUUACGCACAUUCACAUGUAUGUAUUAAGAUAAUAUUUUUGGAGUUUGUGUGUGUGCUGUUUAUCUGCAAUAUCUUCACUGCAUCAGUUAACGGUGGAAAGCGGGCAAACGCUGGUUUACUCUCCCAAGAGCUGAAUAGUAGACCACUGUUUUAGACACCUAGCUGUGUACCAGAUGUGUAAUGUUGGUCUUUAAAUGAGAUAUACUGUAAUGAGAUUUUAUCUAGGGGUGGUGUGUGGGAUUAAUAGUGGGAUACAUUUAGUAAAAGCCAGGUGUCAAAUCACAGAAGAAUGCUGUAUUAUAACAUACUCCCCUGUAGCAAAUAUUGACGUUAUAUCCUGACUGUUAAUGAAAGUUCCGUUUUAUAUGUGUUCUGUUCUCAGCCACUGAAGUCACUUUGGGUUGGGGUUAAUCAGUACUACGGUUUGGGAUUAUGUAAUGUUUAAAGUUUGUCCACCUUCAGUUAUUAUUACUAAUGAGUUCUAACCAUGCAGGGUGAUGGUGCACACAGUAAGAAAAGCUUCACCAAAGCCUCCAUAUAAUCAUUCACUGGCUUAAAUAACAGUUCAACUGAUGCUGCUCUCUUAGUAUUAAAGCUGCUUGUUAUUGGACGACAUCCUGUAUUCUCAGUUCUACACUAUGGAAGCAAAUAAUGGCCAUAAAGAUUUAAAUCUCACAUCACCUAAUGUUUUUUAGUCACUACUAAAUACCACUGAAUUCACAGCACUGGAAUAUUUUGCUUCUACCAUCUAUCUGCAUUUGAAAGUUUUUGGGGGUUAUUUGAAGUGGUGGAACUUGAAACAGCUUGUUUAAGAUUUACAACUUCAGUGUUCCAAUAUAAAAAUAAAAAGCUGUCGAGUUGAUCAAACUCUUCAUUUUCAGAUCUGAAGAUUGAACUCAAACCAAAAGAUUCAAUUUUCAGGCUGCCAAGAAAAAGCAGUGAAAAUGGAAACCUGGACACUCGAUUUAAACUUGUGAGGAGCAAAACUUUAAAUUCUCUUCUGGCAACUUCAACCAGACGAACUCAGAUAGAUAAUAAACUAUUUCAUGCAGUGAUUUCAGUGGUGUUUUAAUUUCAACAGUAAGUAUUCAGUAGAGAUGAAAUAAUGUUGCUUUUUUAAACUUCCAUAGAAAAGAGAUCAUGACAACUGUUGAUUUUGUUGGGCUGUCUAAUCUUAGCAUGUGACAUGACCAGGGUUAUUGCCGUAUAACUAGUAUCAGUAAGUAAAACUUAAAGUAUGUUACUUGACUUGAAGUUAAACUCAUAACACCCCUGGUGCCUUGAAAUGCAAUGAAUAUCUAUUUGUUUUUAUACACACACAAUCUGCUGGUAUUUACCUAAUGUAUUGAAACUGUUGUGGAGAAUAAAGUAGAUGGAAACCUUAAA